Pararge aegeria (speckled wood butterfly) is the source of this 8795-nucleotide messenger RNA. RefSeq names its product neurogenic locus Notch protein (gene N). NCBI's taxonomy places the organism in Eukaryota, Metazoa, Arthropoda, Insecta, Lepidoptera, Nymphalidae. Gene Ontology annotation, biological process: Notch signaling pathway; multicellular organism development; cell differentiation. Bases 205 to 7590 code for a protein of 2461 amino acids. Gene Ontology annotation, molecular function: protein binding; calcium ion binding. The record is from RefSeq and is a predicted model, not a curated record. The transcript is spliced from 33 exons. Gene Ontology annotation, cellular component: membrane.
GCUGCGCGUGUUUCUACCGGGCUUAACGAUUAAUUUGAACGUGUUUUACCGCUAAAAUGACCCAUACACAUGUUUAUUCGACGUAACAACAGUUCAAAAACAAAAUGAAGUGUCAGUUCUUACAUUUAGUUCCGUGAAGUGUUUACAAUUGUGUGUUUAAACGACAUAGAAGGAGUAAAACAAAUGUGUGUGAUCCAUGUGUGAAUGUUGUGCUACAAGAUGUGGUCGAGAAACUUUAUACCGGAUUAUGGGAUUAACUUGCUCUCCAUCGUCCUGCUGUUUUCCACUUUGGCCGCCACAAUCCAUGGAGUGGAUGGUUUCGUCUCGUGCUCACCGUCGCCGUGCAAGAAUAGCGGAACAUGUCUCUCUACCACGCGGGGGGAAUAUUUUUGCAACUGCACAUCCCGUUACGCCGGCGAGUUCUGUCAACACCUGAAUCCUUGUCACAGCGAGUCAAGCCCACGAUGUCAAAAUGGCGGCUCCUGUAGGGUCAGACCUGGGGCUGGAGGCGGCCCGCCAUCCUUCGCUUGCGACUGCCCUCUCGGAUUCAGUGCAUCCUUGUGCGAGAUCAGAGUACCAGCCGCUUGCGAUUCCGCGCCUUGCCUGAACGGAGCAACUUGUCGGCUUACCUCAUUGGACACCUUUGAAUGCGAUUGCCCUCCGGGGUAUACAGGCGAAGAAUGCUCCCACGAAGACCACUGCGCAUCCCAACCCUGCAGGAACGGAGGUCGUUGCGUUGCAGACAAUACAACGACGGCCGGAUACUCUUGCGCCUGUCCACCCGGCUUCACCGGCGCGCGAUGUACUGAGGACGUGUUCGAAUGCUCGAGCGGCUCCGGCCCAUGUCACCACGGGAGGUGUUUCAACACCCACGGGUCUUACACCUGUGUGUGUGAGCCGGGGUAUACAGGCAGGGAUUGUGACACGGAGUAUGUCCCAUGUGAACCUUCACCGUGUCUGCAUGGCGGGAGGUGUACGCAGUUGGAUCAGCUACGAUACGAGUGUGAUUGUCCUACCGGCUACCGAGGUCAGAACUGCGAGAUCGACAUCGACGACUGUCCCGGACAUCUGUGCCAAAACGGCGCCACGUGUGUGGAUGGCCUCAACUCCUACAACUGCGAAUGUCCUGCGACAUUCUCCGGCACACUUUGUGAGACGGACGUAGAUGAAUGCGCUUUGAGGCCGCUGGUAUGUCAGAACGGAGCAACAUGCACCAACUCAGUCGGUGGGUUCUCUUGCAUCUGCGUCAACGGAUGGACAGGUCCAGAGUGUUCUGUGAACAUCGACGACUGCGCAGGUGCAGCUUGCUUCAAUGGCGCUACCUGUAUAGAUAGGGUUGGUGCGUUUUACUGCAAGUGUACGCCUGGAAAAACGGGUCUCCUCUGCCAUCUGGAUGACGCUUGCACUUCGAAUCCUUGCCACGCCGAUGCGAUCUGUGACACUAGUCCCAUCAACGGGUCAUACACAUGCUCCUGCGCCUCUGGCUACAAGGGAUUGGAUUGCUCGGAGGAUAUUGACGAAUGUGAACAAGGCUCACCAUGCGAACACGAUGGCAUUUGCGUCAAUACCCCCGGAUCCUUCGCUUGCAACUGUUCUGUUGGCUUCACCGGGCCUCGUUGCGAGACCAACGUUAAUGAGUGCGAGAGCCACCCUUGCAGGAACGACGGCUCAUGCUUAGACGACCCUGGCACCUUCCGAUGCGUAUGCAUGCCUGGUUUCACUGGAACUCAAUGCGAGGUCGAAAUAGACGAAUGUGCCAACAACCCUUGCCUGAACGGAGGAGUUUGCCAUGACAUGAUCAACGCUUUUAAAUGCACCUGUGUUAUUGGAUUUACCGGCGCUCGAUGCCAAGUGAACAUCGAUGAUUGCGCAUCGAGUCCGUGUCGAAAUGGAGGCACUUGUCACGACUCUAUUGCUGGAUACACCUGCGAAUGUCCUCCAGGAUAUACUGGGAUGUCCUGUGAAACCAAUAUCAACGACUGUCUUUCCGCACCAUGUCACCGAGGCGAAUGCAUCGAUGGCGACAAUAGCUUCACUUGCAACUGUCAUCCCGGAUACACUGGCCGAGUAUGUCAGACGCAGAUCAACGAGUGCGAAUCGAAUCCCUGUCAAUUUGGAGGACAUUGCGAGGAUCUCAUAGACGGGUACCAGUGUCGAUGUAAACCGGGUACUUCGGGCAGAAACUGCGAGAUCAAUGUUAACGAAUGCUACUCUAAUCCAUGCAGAAAUGGAGCCACUUGUAUUGACGGAAUUAACAGGUACACCUGCGAGUGCAUUCCUGGCUUCACGGGCCAACACUGUGAGACCAACAUCAACGAGUGCUUGUCCAACCCAUGCGCCAAUGGCGGCAAAUGCAUCGACCGCAUCAAUGGUUUCCGCUGCGAAUGCCCACGGGGAUACUAUGAUGCGAGAUGCCUUUCCGACGUGAACGAAUGCGCUUCGAACCCCUGCAUCAACGGCGGUACUUGUGAGGACGGUGUCAACCAGUUCAUCUGCCACUGUCUCCCAGGUUACGGAGGUCAGCGUUGUGAAAGGGACAUAGACGAGUGCAGUUCCAACCCGUGCCAACACGGAGGGACGUGUCACGACCGACUUAACGCUUACAAGUGUGACUGCGUUCUGGGAUUCACUGGUGUGAACUGUGAAACGAAUAUCGACGAUUGUGCCGGCAACCCAUGCCUGCACGGCGGCUCUUGCAUCGAUCUAGUCAACGGGUACAGAUGCGUGUGCGCACCUCCCCACUCCGGUCGCAACUGCGAGAACACGCUUGAUCCUUGCUUGCCCAACCAGUGUCGUCACGGCGGGCGCUGCAUAGCUGAGGCGUCGUACGCGGAGUUCACGUGCCAGUGCCCGGUGGGGUGGACGGGUGCGUUGUGCGAGCGUGACGUGGACGAGUGUGCGGUCACGGCGCCGUGCCACAACGAGGCCACGUGCAUCAACACGGAGGGCUCGUAUGCGUGUCUGUGUGCGCGUGGCUAUGAGGGCAAGGACUGUGCGAUCAACACGGACGACUGCGCUUCCUUCCCCUGUCAAAACGGUGCGACAUGCCUGGAUAGUAUCGGCGACUACAACUGCUUGUGUGCGAGCGGUUUCGCCGGCAAACACUGCGAAGUUGACAUCGACGAGUGCCAGUCUCGCCCUUGCAUGAAUGGCGCUACUUGCAAUCAGUAUGUUGCAUCCUACACCUGCACGUGUCGACUCGGUUUCUCGGGCAUCAACUGCCAGACGAAUGACGAGGAUUGCACGGAGUCCAGCUGUAUGAACGGCGGCAGUUGCAUCGACGGCAUCAAUUCAUACAACUGCUCAUGCCCUCCAGGCUACACGGGCUCCAACUGCCAGUUUCGGAUAAACAUGUGCGACAGCUCUCCCUGCGACAACGGUGCGACUUGCCACGACCACGUCACCCAUUACACCUGCCACUGUCCCUACGGUUACACAGGGAAGCACUGCGAGGAUUUUGUUGACUGGUGCGAAAACAAUCCUUGUGAAAAUGGCGCAACGUGCUCACAAAAGGGUCCGCAAUACACCUGUACCUGCGCACCCGGUUGGUCCGGCAAGCUUUGUGAUGUCGAAAUGGUCUCCUGUAAAGACGCCAGCAUUCGUAAAGGGGUAAAACUAAAACAACUAUGCAACAACGGUUCAUGUGAGGAUAUUGGCAACUCCCAUCGAUGCCACUGCCUUGACGGCUACACGGGCUCCUAUUGUCAGAAGGAAAUUAAUGAAUGCGACUCAGCCCCUUGCCAGAACGGAGCUGUGUGUAAAGAUCUAGUUGGAACUUACCAAUGUCAGUGCACCAAAGGUUUCCAGGGUCAGAACUGCGAGUUGAAUGUUAACGACUGCCUUCCCAAUCCAUGUCAGAAUGGAGGAACAUGUCACGAUCUGAUCAACAACUUCUCCUGCUCGUGUCCCUUCGGAACUCUGGGUAAAAUUUGUGAAAUCAACGUCAACGAUUGUAAGCAAGACGCUUGUCACAAUAACGGUACUUGCAUCGACAAAGUUGGUGGUUUCGAAUGCAAGUGCCCUGCUGGCUUCGUAGGGCCGCGGUGUGAAGGCGACAUUAACGAGUGUCUAUCUAACCCUUGUUCGAAUCCCGGAACGCAGGAUUGCGUGCAACUAGUCAACGAUUAUCACUGUAAUUGUAAACCUGGAUUCAUGGGUAGGCAUUGUGAUGCUAAAGUUAAUUUCUGUGCGAACUCGCCCUGUCAAAACGGCGGUAUUUGCACAGCCAUUCAAGGUGGACACGAAUGCCUGUGCGGUGAUGGAUUUUACGGCAAAAAUUGCGAAUAUUCAGGCUAUGCUUGUGAUUCAAAUCCGUGCCAAAAUGGAGGCUAUUGUAGGACAAUGGAAAACGGGGACUACGUUUGCAACUGUCCAUCAGGUUUGUCUGGAGUGAACUGUGAAAUAGAUUCAAUGAACGAAUGCCUUUCUAAUCCUUGUAAGCAUCCAGAAGCCCGAUGCAUAGACAAACCAGGUGACUACGUCUGCUACUGUCCUAGACAAUGGACCGGACAGAACUGUGAUAUACACGAUCCCCAUUCAAGAGGUGGUUAUGGAAGUCCGGUAUCGAGUGUAUACGGUAAAAAUCCAGUCCUUACGCUUCAGGAGUUAGAUUUGGCAUUCCAAAGAGAACAGUGCGUGAAAUUGGGAUGCAAGGAGAAACAAGGCGAUCAUCACUGUGAUGAAGAAUGUAAUACUUUUGCUUGUGAAUUCGACGGAAAUGAUUGUUCCCUCGGUAUUAACCCAUGGGCGAAUUGCACGGCUCCGAUAAAAUGCUGGGAAGUAUUUAUGAAUGGAGAAUGUAAUGAAGUCUGCAAUACACAAGCUUGUUUAUUCGAUGGUAGAGACUGUGAGAAGUCCCUGCAAAAAUGUAAUCCCGUAUACGACGCCUAUUGUCAAAAACACUACGCUAACGGCCAUUGUGACUAUGGGUGUAAUAAUGCAGAGUGUAACUGGGACGGUCUCGAUUGCGAAAACGAACCCCCUGAUCUAGCUGAGGGUGUGAUGUCAGUAAUUUUACUCAUGGACAUGCGAACGUUUAAAGAAAACUCAAUUGCCUUCUUACGGGACUUGGGCCAUCAAUUACGGACAACUGUACUCAUAAAGAAAGACCACUUGGGUAACGAUAUGGUUGUCCCAUGGAAAGGAUCAACUGAUAUCGGUCUUCAAGACACUGAAUUCGGAAAGAAACACAACAUUAUUUACACGGAAAGAGGACAAUCGGGAGUACAAGUUUACUUAGAAAUCGACAACAGAAAAUGUACUAUGAUGUCUGGGUCAGAAUGUUUUUUCUCGGCUCGUGAAGCCGCUGAUUUCUUGGCAGCAACAGCGUCGAAGCAUUCCUUGUCACCAGAUUUUCCAAUUUUCCAAGUCAAGGGAGUAUCUACUCCUGACGAUAUAGAUACGCCUACAAACUCAAAGUACGUCUUCAUUGGUGUUAUUCUCGUUCUGCUAGCUGGUCUUCUAAUUGGAGUUCUUGUAACAGCACAAAGGAAACGUGCUGCCGGUAUCACUUGGUUCCCGGAAGGGUUUAUUCGUAAUAAUUCUUCGACACGACGUCGCUCACGUCGUCGAGGACCAGAUGGCCAGGAAAUGCGGAAUUUGAAUAAGGGGUCUAUUGGAUGUAUAGACGUUGAUAUUAAUGGCGGUCAUAUGGGACCUCCACACUGGUCUGAUGAAGAUGACGACGGGUCUGCUCCUCCGAGAGCUAAAAGAGCUAGAGGGCCAGGAGAUGCAAAUGGAGCGCCGGGAGGUUAUGCAUCAGAUCACACAGCGAUUACAGAUUAUGAAGAAGCUGGGCACGAGCCCAGGGUUUGGACACAACAGCAUUUGGAUGCAGCGGAUAUUAGAGUUCCACCUAUGAUGACGCCACCUGCUAUUCACGACGGCCAUGUAGACGUAAACGCGAGAGGUCCUCUUGGAAUGACACCUUUAAUGGUAGCCGCUAUUAGAGGCGGUGGCUUGGACACCGGAUCCGAUGUAGAAGAAGAACAAACAGCGCACAUCAUAUCGGAGCUAGUGGCUCAGGGUGCACAGCUCAAUGCCGCUAUGGAUAAGACUGGGGAAACCAGUUUACAUCUUGCUGCUAGGUACGCACGUGCUGAUGCAGCUAAGCGUCUAUUAGAUGCGGGCGCGGACGCAAAUUCACAAGACAACACAGGAAGAACUCCAUUGCACUCUGCAGUAGCAGCUGACGCUAUGGGCGUCUUCCAAAUACUUCUGCGGAAUAGAGCCACUAAUCUCAACGCCAGGAUGCACGAUGGAACAACACCGCUUAUACUUGCUGCCAGGCUAGCAAUCGAAGGCAUGGUAGAGGACUUAAUAAACGCAGAUGCUGAUAUCAACGCUGCGGACAACAGUGGUAAAACCGCGUUACAUUGGGCCGCGGCAGUCAAUAAUGUCGACGCUGUAAAUGUCCUCCUCGUUCAUGGAGCGAACAGGGACGCGCAGGAUGACAAGGAUGAAACCCCAUUAUUCCUUGGUGCACGAGAGGGCUCAUAUGGUGCUUGUAAAGCCCUAUUAGAUGCCAUGGCAAACAGAGAGAUCACAGAUCACAUGGACAGACUCCCGCGGGAUGUUGCUCAGGAGAGGAUGCACGAUGACAUCGUGCGUUUACUUGACGAGCACUGUCCAAGGCCACCGCAACAUCACCAUUUGAUGUCGUCACCAAACCCACAUCCGCAUCUGAUCAGUCAGCCCACAGUGAUAAGUUCGACGACAAACAAGGGUAAACCCAAGAAGGCCCGAGCGAAACCAGGCCCCGACAGUCCACAGGAGCAGGCGUACGACAAUAAUAUGCAGCCCUCGCAGAUAAGACGGAAACCCAGCGUAAAAAAGAACAACAAAAAAGUGGCGCAGGAGGUGCCACAAAGCGUAGAAAGUUUGGGAUUCAGUCUCAGUCCAGUUGAAUCGCCAUUACAAAAUUUACAGGAUCUACCGUCGCCGUACGACGCGACAUCGCUAUACUCAAACGCGAUGGCACAGUUCCCGGCUGUAGAGCAACUUGUACAGCACAAGCAGCCGCCCAGCUAUGACGAUUGUGUCAAGUACGUUUGUCCGCAGACGGGCCAGACGCUGCAGUACGGCGGCGGUGCCCUGGGCGCCUCGCUGUCGCCCCCCUACUCAAACCACUCGCCGACGCACAGCAACCAGACCACCUCACCGCACGCGUAUAUAGGAUCACCAUCUCCGGGCAAGUCACGGCCAUCGCUGCCAACGUCGCCCGCACACAUGGCAGCGUUGCGUCAUCACCACCUGGAUGCGGCCGCAUAUUCUGCGCUCGCGCAUCUAAGUGCGAAUGGACAGCACAACGCACAGUUGCAAGCGGUUAUGACGCACGCGGCAGCUUUAGGACAGGUGCAGGGAGCGCAGCAUCCCGCCAUCACCAAUCUUAUGUCUGGUCUUUACGGCAGCUGGGGCAUGGGGGACACGUUCCCGACUCCCUCACCAGAGUCUCCGGACCACUGGUCAACCCCUUCACCGCAAACACCACUCACGCAGUCACCCCAUUCGGACUGGUCAGACCGCGCAGCCUUGUCACCUAACGAUAUACAGCAAACGAACAAAGGUGCCACUGAUGCGUUUUAUAUAUAACUAGCAAUAUAAAGAUUACGUAGUACAGAUUACAUAAAAAGGUCUUCGAGAAUACUUUAAUGAUAUUAUAUUUUUUUUAGUAUAAUAUAAUAUUUGCUACUCUGCAGAGUUAAGACUCUACAGUAUUCGCAUCAUUGCUUGAAUUUUUAAUAAAAAUAUAAUGUUGUCAGACCUAACAUUAAUUUAUAUUUGGAAAGUUUUUAUGAAUGCUUGACCAAUUUUGUUACGAUACUUUGCUUUUGUAAAAUAGGUCAUGACGAAUAGAAGAAUAUUAUGUCAAACUGACAAGAAUUUAAUAUAAUAUCGACUAUUGUAAUAUCUGAGAUUGUAAUACUUUUAUCUUCAUAUAUGGUUUGACAAUGUACAAUGUUUGGAACAUUAAAAAUAGGAACGUAUAUUUCUUCAUUCGAAUAUUUGAUUUGAUCAAAUUGUAGUUAGUACAAUUAAACUCGGCGUUGCCCAUUUAUAAAAAAUCUGCUAUGAAAAUAGUUUUACAUUAAUACUUUUAUACAUUCUUUUAGCAACUAAUUGAACACCACAUAUUAAAAACUGUGCUAAAAUUAGUAGAUUAGGUGUUUUUGUCUUAUAUUAAAGUUUGGAAAUCUCAAGGUGCUAGAGUACCGUAGAAGAUAGACUGAUUUGUAUAGCCAUGACGUAACUAGCUUAGCGCACUGGAAAUGACAAUAUCCAACAACAUUGCCCUUUUGGUGUAUUUUUGGAAUAAAAUUACAGAGUAGAUAUUCUAAAGAAUAUAUUUAUAAUUAAAUGCAAUAAAAUAUAUGUUCAAUAUUAAAAUUUUUGCAGUCAAAACUUUUUUAGCCUCGUUAAGCGAUUUUCGGUAAGAGCAAAACUUAUGGGUACGUGUCACUGACAAGCGAAAUAAAAAUGUGUGCGUUUCCACAGAUUAUAAUAUUAUUAAUAUUACUUAUAUUUUUUUAUAAAUGUAUCAAAAAUACACCGGAUUUGUAACACGGACACCGUGAACUAAAUAGUUGUUAUUGUUAAAUAUGUGUUUUUAUUCAUUGUUUUAUAAAACGCUGUUUUAAAAAAUAAAAUAAUUUUUAAAUGGGAAUUAUGUAUCAACAAAUGAGAUUGUUUUGCGUAUUGACGUGAAAGGAAAUUAUUUAUGUGUGAUUCUUUAGCACGUAAUACUUUGUAAUGUACUGUAGUGUAUGUAGAUUUUUUUUUAAUUUUAAGUAAAAUUU